GCCCCCGUCGCCGAGCGCCGAGUCUCGAGCCCGCGGAGCUUCUUCAGACGGGCAGACCGAGAGGAGCGCAGCGCGGCGUGUGGCGGAGCCGAAGUUUGUGGAGGAGAGACCGCCGGCCGAUUUUCGCUUUCACGAGUGACCGAAAACUUUGCGCCGAAACUUUCCAGGCGACAUGCGCAAGAGUGGACGGCGUAGCGGCGCUUCGGAGUGACCAGCGGGCUGGACAGCACGCCAAAGCACCAACGGGAGGAGCUGCAAUGAGGUGCAACUGGCAGCCUGCUGAAGGAGCAGCCCGGUGUUGAUGUCUGUAAACAGCUUCUCUGGCAGACCCUGGCAAAGCAGAAGCACCUCGAGCCACCAUGAACCGCGCUUUUAGCCGGAAGAAGGAUAAAACCUGGAUGCACACGCCUGACCUCCUGGCCAGACACUACAUAGCAUACAGUGCUAAGUUCCUCGGGAGCACAGAAGUCGACCAACCCAAGGGCACUGAAGUUGUGAGGGACGCAGUCCGCAAGUUGAAGUUUGCUCGACACAUCAAGAAAUCAGAAGGACAGAAAACUCCCAAGGUGGAGCUGCAGAUCUCCAUUUAUGGGGUGAAGGUCCUGGACCUCAAAACUAAGGACGUCCAGCACAACUGCCAGCUGCACCGCAUCUCCUUUUGCGCGGACGACAAGACAGACAAGCGGAUCUUCACGUUCAUCUGCAAGGAUGCUGAGUCCAACAAGCACCUAUGCUACGUCUUCGACAGCGAGAAGUGUGCCGAGGAGAUCACACUGACCAUUGGGCAGGCCUUCGACUUGGCGUACAAGAAGUUCUUGGAGUCCGGUGGGAAGGACGUGGAGACGAGGAAACAGCUGGGAAGCCUCCAGAAGAGAAUUCAGGAGCUUGAACAGGAGAACAGCCAGCUGAAGCUGCAGGUGCGGGCGAUGGAAGAGCAGCUGAGGGCGGUGCCCAUGUCUCCGGCCAGCAGCACCGGCGCCCCCUCCACUGACGUCUUCGACAUGGUGCCAUUCUCGACCGCCUCGCCAGUGUCGAUCAACACCUGUGGUCGGCCUCCACCGCCACUGCCUUUGAGGUCCACCGAGGCCAGGAGGGAUCUGUUUGGAGCUGAGCCCUUUGACCCCUUCCUGUGUGAGGCGGCCGACUUCCCGGCGGACAUCCAGUCGAAGCUCGAUGAGAUGCAGGAGGGGUUCAAACUGGGACUGACGCUGGAAGGGACCAUCUUCUCUCUCGACCCCCUGGACAGCCGCUGCUGAUGCCAGGGCCUUUCGUGCCCUCUUGAGAGGACCGCUAAGUGGCACAUGGGCACAUUCCUGGACUGGCAGGAGGAUUCCAGGAGUGAUUUAGCACCUCUCAGCCUCAAGUCCAAGAGGUGCCAUUGCAGGCCAAGUUUAACUGCCGAAAAUGUUCUUUGUAAUCUCACAUUAAUAAAGUGUUUUCUGAAAA
This is a messenger RNA of Erpetoichthys calabaricus (reedfish), 1446 nucleotides long. Its product is annotated as PTB domain-containing engulfment adapter protein 1-like. NCBI's taxonomy places the organism in Eukaryota, Metazoa, Chordata, Cladistia, Polypteriformes, Polypteridae. The record is from RefSeq and is a predicted model, not a curated record. Bases 360 to 1256 code for a protein of 298 amino acids. The transcript is spliced from 12 exons.